AAUAUACCAUAGAAGAAGAUAUUUUAUAUGCGUGUGUGUGGGUUGAAGAUGGCCGCCGCUAACAUGGCGAAAGAAGGUUUUCAAACCCAGUUCGCCUCUGUUAUGGAGAAGGUGCUGAAGACGGCAGUCAUGGAGACAACGCAACUUUUCGAAACAACUAUUGAGGAGCUGCGAUCUGAAAUAUCUAGAAUAAAAGAAGAGAACGAGGACCUCAAAUCGAGAAUUCGAUCUCCUGAAAAGGCGAAGAUAUCGACGGGUGAAAGUGAAAGACGAACCGCAGAGCCUGGACCGAGUCAAAGAACAACCUCACAUAUCGGCAAACGUGACAUUGGUGUCCAAUGUGUUCUGACAGUGCAAGCGUUGCCUCGGUCUGUGGAACAGCACCUGCGUGAGGAGGACCAGUGGACAGAGCUGCACCGUGGGGCCUACGACAAGGAGGACAACCCACAGAUGGCCUUUGUACUGAUCAAACAGGAGGUGGACUGGGAGGCAGACUAUUCUGAUGACUACUCCCCCGGGUACAUACUGCUGAAGCAGGAGGGGGGAGAGCCCCCAACUCUGGUCCGUAGACAACCUCUCAGAGAGUUACCAGGCAGAGCCCUGGUCCCACCUGGAGCCGCAAGGGCCCUGGUCAACCGUUACAGCCAGGAAAGGACUCCCACCACCCAGUCUACCUCAGCAGAGGCCCCCCUCCAGGGAGAUCAAGACACCCAGGAGGUCCCCCAGGCUCUCAGCCCAUCCCAGCCCAGGACCAGAGAGGUUAACAGUGGCAGUGCAGGCCAGGACCAGGCCCCUGGAGCAGAACAGCAGUCACUGGUAAUACCAGCAGCAGAGUCUCCAACAUCACACCUGACAGCAUCUCCUCAAUCAGCAGCCACUAUCCAUUCUACAUCUGCUGUAAUGGCCCAGUCCACGGUAACUACUCUGUCAAAAGAAACUGUCCAAACGACCACAGCGGUCCAGUCGACUGUAGCGGUGAAGUCUACAGCAGCAGCGUCAGAGCGCCCGCCACCUGUCCUCUCCGGGUUACCCAGAACCCCUCUUCAGGAUACACAGCCCAGCCCCGUUCCACCCCGAUCUCCUCGACCAUCAUCAGCACAGUCUCACACAGACGUUCUACCUGUAGCUCGUCCAAUAGCAGUGCCCUCAACACAACCAGCUAGGCCUACAGCUGUACCUGAUGGACCACCGGCCGCACCACCAACACAACCGCAAUCGCCUACAGUUUUGGCGCAGUCGGGUGUUGCCACGGCAACUCCGCCAACGCCGGUCCAGUCCACUCUGUUGCUGACUUUGUCUGAAGAACUUGCUGGCCCCCCUGAGAAGCAGGCGUUGUUGGUCACUGAGCAUGUGCAACCCUCCCCCACUGUGCCACCUGCUGUCCCAGAGAGGACGUCUGAUGAAGCCCCUGUACAGCUGUCAGCCCCUGCUGUAACCACACCCUCUGGCCCCUGUCAGAUGUUUAAGACACCGUUUUUAGCUCAGUUGUCAGUAGUACCCCUAGGACGCUCUCCACCGAGGGUGGAGGAAAAAGGGUGGGAGGAAGAUGAGGGGGAGAGGCUUUCCCCCCUCCCUGCCACAUCUACGGAAGCUGUGAUGACCAGGUCUGUUGCUACGGAGACGACCCCUGUCGGUGAGAAAAAGGAGGAGAUUGUUGUCCAGGUAGGUGGUGGCAGAAAGUCGAGUCGACGCGAAUCAAUCCUCUCUGGUCUCCGCCUCCGCUUAAGGCCCCGCCCCCAGGACAGUACUCCAUCUCCAGUGGUUGCUAAGAAACCCAGAGGAGAGAGAACCGCCCCUCUAGACCAUGACUACUCAAAGGUGAUGUGGAACAGAGGAGAAAAGUCCAGGGAAUCUCACGUUGACCAGGAUGUAGUAGAGGACACCGCUAACGGUGAGACGGCUGACGACAAGUCUAGUGGACAAGGAAGUAGUAACCACAUCAUCAGUGAGGAAGAGGGAGGAGCUAACACUGAUGUGACCUCUCUGACCAGACAGUCACCUAUUGGUGGAGGUGUUGGAGGUGUGUCCAAAUCCAAGAAGAGAAGCAUGACCUGGGUGCAGGCUCAGAGAGGUUUGGCCCUAGCCCAGGCUAAGAGGAGUAGGUCGAAGGUCACUAAGACCUCACAGCGAGGUCAGAGGUCAGAGCUUAGAGGUCUGGUCACACAGACACCGUUUCUGCCUUCCACCCCACAGCGCCACCGGUCGUACAGCCCCAGCCCUCAUGCUGCGUCUACCUCAAGCCUCAGCCCACGCCGCACCAGCCCGCGUUGCACCAGCCCUCACGGUUCCCCCAGCCCACACCAGGCUACGGGGGCGAAUGUGAACCCUUCUCCUACCACCCCUCCUCACCCACAGCCUCACCAGUUCAAGGUAAUUUCCGCCACCCCUCGUCGCGGCAGACCUCGUUCGGCGGCCGCGGCGGUUUUGAAUUUGAAACGUUCUCCCUCCACCCCUCAACCUAUCCCCUUCAUUGUCACCGUCAGCCCUCACUCCGGAUUCAAAAAGUCCCCCCCAUGCACGCUGACGUUCCAGCAGGCGCAGCGGUAUCGCAAGUCACAACCGAUGUGGUCGCCGCCAGGACCGUUCCAGCUCCAACAGUCUCCCAAGUCUCCACGGAAACGUUUUACCAAGAACCAGUGUGCAGACUGCGGUCGCGUCCUGAGCAGCGCCGCUGCUUUAGAGAGCCACGCAUCCCUGCACACGGGGAAGCGCCCGUUCGCCUGCUCCACCUGUGGCAAGGACUUCCCCAACCUCAAAGGCCUCAACCGCCACGCCCGCGUCCAUGGUGAACAGCGUGGCCACCAGUGUCCGAAGUGCGACAAGACCUUUGUCUACCGCUUUGGCCUGACUAAGCAUGAGCAGAUGGUCCACAGCGGCGUGCGCCCGUUCAUCUGCCCAAUCUGUGACAAACGCUUCGUCAUCCGGCGCGACAUGGAAACGCAUCUCCGCGUUCACACUGGAGAGAAACCGUUUGCCUGCUCCCUCUGUGUGAAGCGGUUCAAGAGGCGUGUGGAGCUGAAUGUUCACCUGAGGUGGCACAACGGGGAGAAGAGACACUGGUGCUCGUACUGCGGGAAGGGCUUUCUGGAUUACAAUAAUCUGAAGAGGCACAAAUUUGUCCACACUGGGGAGAAACCUUACACCUGCUCUGAGUGUGGCAAGCACUUCAAACAGACUGGCCAUCUGAAGAAACACCUGAAGACAAUACACAAAGACAGAUAGAGAGGACAGGGGAUGAGUCUGAAAUGACAACCUAUUCCCUAUAUAGUGCACUACUUUGGACUAGAAAUAUAGCACUAUAUAGGGAAUAGGGUGUCAGAUGGUGAUGAGGGAAUAGUUCUCUCUGUUUGCUGUGAAUUCGCUUUUGUUUGGAAGAAUCAUGCAGCGAGAGAAUGUAGCAAAAUGUAAAAAAAUAUUUUUUUUGAAUUGAGUUGAUUAAUUUAAUUAAAACUAAUUCUGGUUGUCAUUUGUUUUUUAUUUUAUUUAUUAGUAAAGUUAGAUGCCUAAAACCAAGUUUAAAUGUAGGUGUACUGUGUUCACGUCACACAUCAUGCUUUUUUAUGUUCUGCGGGUUUGAAGUCGUUGCUUUAAAAUGUGUUUAUUCCAUUUUAUUUGUAAGUAAAAAUCUGGUCUGGCAUAGGAAGUUUCACUUGAACAACCGUCGAAGUCGUAAUUGUACUUGUGGAGGAGGUUGUUACAUUUCACCACUGACCCUAUACAUUUUCCUCCAAAACAUGACGAAUCAAUUUGACAAUUACAAACUUAUCAAUGCGCAUAAUGUCGCUAGUUUUAUCAUAUAGUCAAUGUUAAGCAAACUAGCUAAUUCUAUUAUUAGUAAAGUUAGCUAGCAAUCAAGCUAGCUAAAAUCUUAUUGGUUGAAGAAUUGGUCAGACUUGAAUAUGGGGCAUUCAUGUGCUUGUGGGAAGUCGUAAAUCUGCCAUGAUCGUGUUUAAGUGCUUUUGAAAUGUUUGGUAGGUUGGCAUGAUCAUUAUGACAGACAAUUCCUAGACAGUCUAAUCUAAGGCAGGGUUUCCCAAACUGUUCCCUCUCAGCCUUAAAAGUGUCCUGCUUGCAUCGCCUCAUUAGCUAACUGUUGAGGUGGCGCGAUCGGCUAAGGCGCUUGAGGGCGGUCACGUGUGUUUGGGAGGCAGAAGUCCCAAGUUCAAGACCGGUAUGGGCCGAAUCAGGAGGAUGUGGUGCUCGCUUAGCAAUAAGCAUGAUGUCCUUUACACUAUGGCAAAAACCAAAACGUGGGGACAGAGUUUGGGAAAUCCUGAUAUAAAAGGCAUACAUACUUAUUCAAAACAUGGUCAGGUUUCCAACAGUUUAUAUUUUCAAUGUCCUUAUUAAUAAACAAUUGAUCACAAAAAAAUAGUUCUCAAUGUCAAAUAAAAAUGAGACCAAGGGAUCCCAAAUCUUUUCACGCAGGGGGCCCCCCCCCUUCCAGCAUUGCGGAACGCGUACCACAUGUUAGGUUCUAAUUCUUUGAGUUAAUGACUCCACGGACACUAGGAAAGCUUAACCAAGUUUAAUUCUUCCCAAAGGGUCCAUAGAGCUGCAUUCAGACAAACAACAUUUCACACAAGCACUGAUAUUUAACCCUUUCUCCUAGGCUGAGUCUUCUCAACUCAAGGCUGUCUUUAGUGAUUGAUAUCAGAUGGUGUCUCUUCUCCCAGAGGAUCCCUUCCAUAGGAUCCCUGAUGGCUAACAAUAACAUAUCCUGACAUAAUGUAAACGUUAUACAUUACCCUCUCUCCCUCAGUGACAUGGUUAGGUUCUAAGAUCUCCACCCGUCUCCCCUACACAUACCAAAGACAUCUGGCUCCUACAGAUAACCAUUAACUUCUGAUGUAAAAACCAGUCCCACACUGUUAGAUACUAUCCUUCUGAGUAUAACAAUGUUCCAAGUUUAACCCAGAAUCUAACACGUCUAUUUCUAUUGGCACUAGCACUGUUCAUGACACUAUGUUCACACCGCUCUUGUUGGUGGAGAGAAUGUUGCCGUUUUAAAGCUAAUUUUCUUGCAAUUCUAUACAUUUGGCCAUGUCUAAUGUGUAUUCAUGUGUUAUUUGACUGACAAACUUGUCAAGAUCUUUGUGCUAAAUAACCUAUACUGAAAAAAAAUGUAAAUACAUGUAGAGUUGAUCUCGUGUUUCUUGAGCUGAAAUAAAAGAUCCCAGAAAUG
Messenger RNA from Salmo salar (Atlantic salmon), 5185 nucleotides. RefSeq lists its product as uncharacterized. NCBI's taxonomy places the organism in Eukaryota, Metazoa, Chordata, Actinopteri, Salmoniformes, Salmonidae. The record is from RefSeq and is a predicted model, not a curated record.